Molecule: messenger RNA, 5561 nt
Organism: Hypomesus transpacificus
Lineage: Eukaryota; Metazoa; Chordata; Actinopteri; Osmeriformes; Osmeridae
Gene: map3k5
Product: mitogen-activated protein kinase kinase kinase 5
Exons: 34
Coding region: 1-4311 (1436 amino acids)
Biological process (GO): cellular response to stress; protein phosphorylation; MAPK cascade
Molecular function (GO): ATP binding; MAP kinase kinase kinase activity
Source: RefSeq, a predicted model, not a curated record
AUGGGCCUCGUCAGAGAGGCGGCCUUGGGCCUCGUCAGAGAGGCGGCCAUAGACCUCGUCAGAGAGGUGUGGGGGUACGUGGUAGAGGACAAGUCCACGUACCAAGACAGCGGCAGCAACAGCAACGAGAGUCCAUUGAAAUCAGGAAUAGAGGCUAGGCCAAAUGGGGGAGGCAGAAUACUGACUGAGCAACAACAGCAGGCAGUGGUCAAUUUGGUCCAGGCCAGAAAUGAUAUUCGCCUUCGAGAAAUACAGCAGCAUAUCUCGGUCAAUGACGACGUGUUCAACAAUGUGGAAGCCAUAAGUUUACCGACUAUUGCACGCAUUCUGAAAAGGUAUCAGGUGUCUCUAAAACAACUGUACCGUGUGCCUUUCGAAAGGAAUGCAGACAGAAUUAAGCAACUGAGGAUUGAGUAUGUUCAGCUCAAGAGGGUGAUGGAGCUGGAUACUGAUGAAAACCAUCACAAAUUCAUAUUUUUGGAUGAGGCAGGCUUCGACAUGGCCAAGACAAGGAGAAGAGGUCGAAAUUUCAUUGGCCUGUGGGCAACCAUCCAAGUACCUGGACAACGUGAGGCCAACAUCACCAUGUGUGCGGUGAUAUCAGAAGAUGUUUACAACGCAGACAUCGCGGUGGUGGAGAUGACGGACGCUUUCCGCCAGCCCUCCCUCUUCUACCACCUGGGUGUAAGGGAGAGCUUCAGCAUGGCCAACAACAUCAUCCUCUACUGCGACACCAACUCGGACUCUCUACAGUCCCUGCAGGAGAUUAUCUGCCAGAAGAACACUACAUGCUCAGCAAACUACAGCUUCAUCCCGUAUAUGGUGACGCCCCACAACAAGGUGUACUGCUGCGAGAGCAGCCUGCUGAAGGGCCUGACGGAGCUGAUGCAGCCCAGCUUCGAGGUGCUGCUGGGGCCCAUCUGCAUGCCCCUGCUCGACCGCUUCCUCCAGCUAAUCAAGGUGCCCACCGGGAACUCCUGCCAGUACUUCCGUGAGACCAUCCUCAGUGAGAUCCGCAAGGCGCGGGAGCUGUUCACGGGCACGGAGCUGGCCACAGAGCUGGGCCGCAUCCAGCAGCGUCUGGACAACGUGGAGUGCCUCUCAGCGGACAUCGUCAUCAAUCUGCUCCUGUCCUACCGGGACAUCCAGGACUACGAGUCCAUCGUGAAACUGGUGGAGACUCUGGAGAAGCUGCCCACCUUUGACCCCAUGGAACAUCCUCAUGUGAAGUUCCAUUACGCCUUUGCACUAAAUAGGAGAAACCUCCCAGGAGACAGACAGAAGGCCCUGGACAUCAUGCUGCCCCUGGUGGAGGCAGAGGAGCAGGUGGCCUCGGAUAUAUACUGCCUAGUGGGACGCAUCUACAAGGACACCUUCCUGGAGUCGCACUUCGCCGACACGGCCAGCAGGGACAGCGGCACGCUGUGGUUUAAGAAGGGCUUUGAGUCAGAGCCAACGCUGCAUUCUGGGAUCAACUACGCCGUUCUUCUCCUGGCUGCUGGACACCAGUUUGACGCCUCCUUUGAGCUCCGGAAAGUCGGAGUGAAGCUGAGCAGCCUUCUGGGUAAGAAGGGCAGCCUGGACAAGCUGCAGAGUUACUGGGAUGUAGGCUUCUUCCUAGGGGCCAGCAUCCUCGCGUGCGACAACACCAGGGUUAUCCAAGCCUCCGAGAAACUUUUUAAACUCAAGGCCCCUGUCUGGUAUCUGCGCACGCUGGUGGAAACCAUCCUGAUUUACCAGCAUUUCAAGAAGCCGUCAGGCGAGCAGCCGCCUCCGAAGCAGGAGCUGGUGGACUUCUGGAUGGAUAUCCUUGUGGAGGCCACCAACAAGGACGUCUCCUCAGUCCGCUUCCCCGUGUUGAUACUGGAGCCCACUAAAGUGUACCAGCCGUCGUAUCUGUCCAUCAACAACGACGUGGAGGAGAACACUGUGUCCAUCUGGCACGUAGCUCCUGAUGACAAGAACAAGGGGAUCCAUGAGUGGAACUUCAGCGCCACAUCAGUGCGAGGCGUCAGCAUUUCCAAGUUUGACGAGCGCAGUGCCUUCCUGUACGUCCUGAACAACUCGGAGGACUUCCAGAUCUACUUCUGCACUGAGAUGCACUGUAAAAGGUUUUGUGAUCUGGUCAACAGUCUCACGGAGGAGGCUUGGAGGGGUCCGGAGGAGGGGGAUUGUGACACAGACGCCUUGGAGUACGACUACGAGUACGACGAGCAUGGAGAGAGGGUGAUUCUGGGUAAAGGAACGUUCGGAGUGGUGUAUGCCGGCCGUGACCUCAGCAACCAGGUGCGACUGGCCAUCAAGGAGAUACCUGAGAGAGACAGCAGGUACUCUCAGCCGCUUCACGAGGAGAUCUCUCUGCACAAGCACCUCAAGCACAAGAACAUAGUGCAGUACCUGGGCUCCCUCAGUGAGAACGGCUUCAUUAAGAUCUUCAUGGAGCAGGUUCCUGGAGGGAGCCUCUCGGCCCUGCUGAGGUCCAAGUGGGGCCCUCUGAAGAACAACGAGCCUACCAUCGGCUUCUACACCCGACAGAUCCUGGAAGGACUCAAGUACCUUCACGACAAUCAGAUCGCACACAGGGACAUCAAGGGUGAUAAUGUCCUGAUCAACACCUACAGCGGAGUCCUGAAGAUAUCUGACUUUGGCACGUCGAAGAGGUUGGCCGGAAUCAACCCCUGCACUGAGACGUUCACCGGGACUCUGCAGUACAUGGCCCCGGAGAUCAUCGACAAGGGGCCCCGGGGCUACGGCAAGCCGGCGGACAUCUGGUCCCUGGGCUGCACCAUCAUCGAGAUGGCCACUGGGAAGCCCCCCUUCUACGAGCUGGGGGAACCCCAGGCCGCCAUGUUCAAGGUGGGAAUGUUCAAGAUCCAUCCAGAGAUCCCAGACUCCAUGUCCCUGGAAGCCAAGGCCUUCAUCCUGCGCUGCUUCGAGCCCGACCCCGACCGGCGGGCCACCGCCCUGGACCUGCUCACCGACGAGUUCCUCACCGUCACCAGCCGCAAGAAGCGGGGCAAGAGCAACUUCACAGCUUUGACACCAGGAUCAGCAGAGUACCUCCGCAGCAUCUCCCUGCCCGUGCCUGUGGUGGUGGAGGACACCAGCAGCAGCAGCGAGUACGGCUCUGUCUCCCCCGACAACGAGCUCAACGUCAACCCUUUCAUCUUCAAGCCCAGCACCAAGUGUUACAGCGAACGCGAUGUCAAAGGUCACCGCUCGCUGUUCCUCAGCAUCCCUGUGGAGAACUUUGAGGACCACAGCGCCCCGCCCUCCCCUGACGAGAAGGACUCGGGGUUCUUCAUGCUGAGGAAGGACAGCGAGAGGAGGGCCACCCUGCACCGCAUCCUGACGGAGGACAAGGACAAAGUGGUGGCCAAUCUCAUGGAGGCUCUCUCACAGGGCUCGGAGGUGACCAGGCUGAAACACCAACAUGUCUCCACCCUGGUGGUCAGUCUGGGGGACUUUGUGCGCAUGGCAGACAGGAAGAUCAUCGCCAACACCCUCUCCCAGCUCAAACUGGAGCUGGACUUUGAAAGCACAGCCAUCAGCCAGUUGCAGGUGGUGCUGUUUGGCUUCCAGGACGCGGUAAACAAAGUGCUGCGAAACCACAACAUCAAGCCCCACUGGAUGUUUGCUCUGGAUAAUAUCAUCCGCAAGGCAGUGCAGACAGCCAUCACCAUCCUGGUGCCAGAGCUGAGGCCACACUUCAGCCUGGCCUCGGAGAGUGACCCCGCUGACCAGGACGACCAGGGCGAGGACGGGGACCUGGGGGGGCCGACCGGGGCCCACCAGAGCAGGGGUCCCCCCUCCGCCUCCGCCCAAGACGACGCCGUGGUCACGUCCGGAGUGAGCACGCUCAGUUCCACCGUCUCCCACGAGUCCCGCGGCGCCCAGCAACGCUCCGUCACCAUGGAGCUGGGCAGGAUGAAGCUGGAGACCAACAGGCUGCUGGAGGAGCUGCUGGACAGGGAGAGAGAGUACCAGGCCGUCCUGCAGCAGGUCCUGGAUGAGAGGGAGCAGGAGAUCAAGCUGCUGAGACUACGCUCCCAGGCCAUAGAUACCCCUGCAUCGUCCGGGCAACAGCAGACCCAGAGGCCGGACAGGAGCGGAGAUCCAGAACUGGCCAAGUGGCUCCGUCUCCACGGGGCUGACGACCACUCUGUGGACAGGAUUCUAACAGAGGAGUACACAUUGGAUGACAUUCUCCACUACGUAACAAGAGAAGACCUGAAGUGUUUGGGAUUAAGAGGGGGGAUCCUGUGUAAGUUAUGGAAGGCCAUCACAGACAACAGAGAGGAGCCUGUGUGAUGUCACAGACAACAGAGAGGAGCCUGUGUGAUGUCACCUCUCCGGGAAUCCUCCACUGCUACAGGGCCUCUAUCUUAGCCAGUGUUUCUCUCUCUCACCACCGCACUUUAAUCUCAGUAUAUAUUAAACCUAGAACUCUGACUGGGUCACACACAGUGUUGAUAUGUUAACAACAUUGUGCUUGGCCUUUGUUGGGUUAUGAAAAUGUUAUUACUUAUUUACAAAUCUGUACUUUUACUGUUAAAGUAUGUCAGUAGCACCACUUUUUUUAUACACAUCAUUCAUGAUGGAGUCCUAAAAACUGGUACUUCAAAGUAAGAUUUGAAGAUACAAAGGAACAGAAUUAGCCACUGUAAAUACCUGAGAGUUCAUCUGACUUGUUGAGUGCUGUUUAUUAUCAUUACAGUUUUGACCUAACUUAUGUUUACAUUACCUGAGACAGACUAUUUUCUAACACAAGCCUGAGAGACAAAAUUACAAAAAGCUUAUUUUGUUGUUGAACUUCAAAAAUCAUGUUUAGUCCUAUCAGUCACUACUUUAUUUAAAUGUGUUUUGGGUUUUAUAUUAUGUACUUCUAAAGCCAUCUCUGCAUUUUUACUUUUUAUGUGUAUUUGAGUAGGGGAGAUAUCAUCAGUCUUCUAUUUGAAUCUUCCUUUUAUGCAUCUUGAAAUUUCUUUUGACAUUCUUUCUGCAAAUUGUAACAUGUUGAUGAAAUAUAUAAUGCAAUUUAAUUUGUAAUUGAAAAUGUCUGUUAAUUCCUCUUGAAUAACAUUGUGUGACCUCAUAGGAUGAUUUCGGACACAACUGAUAACAACUAUUUUACACAAUUGAAAAUGUAUUCAUAAUAUUAAUUUUGUUGUAUUUUUCAAGAUAUUCUGAUACAGACUCCUUUUGUACAUACAUAAGAUUAAUUAAUUGUAAUUUCUUUAAAUAUAUAUAUUCAGUAUAUGUUAAUCAAACCUAAAACAUUGUUGUAUCAAACCUGCAAAUUUUUCAUUUAUGUUUGUAAAAGCAACAAUACUUACUUCCUCUCCACAAAUAUCAUAUCCACAUCCUUAGAUGGCUUAAUUAAGUAAGCACAAUUUCAUUACAAAACCCUUUUCUGGUUUCAGAUGUUUUGUAUGUUAGAUAUAUAUGAUAUAUGUCCGCAUUGUUUAAUAUGUAAUUGAUUGACGAUUUGUUCAAAUAUUCAUGUGUAACAAACCCUUUCAUCAGAAAAGCCUACUGUGAAAUAAAGAGUGAACCAUUAA